Papaver somniferum (opium poppy) is the source of this 2640-nucleotide messenger RNA. RefSeq lists its product as uncharacterized. The coding region runs from base 1 to 2640 and encodes 879 amino acids. The record is from RefSeq and is a predicted model, not a curated record. The transcript is spliced from 8 exons. NCBI's taxonomy places the organism in Eukaryota, Viridiplantae, Streptophyta, Magnoliopsida, Ranunculales, Papaveraceae.
AUGGAUCUACUGGUCUCUUUGCGUUUCAGAAUGGAUAAAUCCUGGAUGAGUACUGAUAGAACGAAGAAACGUUAUAGAGAAGGAGUUGCGGCGUUUCUGCGGUAUGCUGUCAACCAUCUCAAGGAGGAGGGUGAGACAUAUGAUGAAUUUCUUAUGUUGUGUCCGUGUACAAAUUGUUUAAAUCUCUGUGCAUGCUCCGUUGGCGACGUAGAAGAUCAUUUAUUCGUAAAUGGAAUCGAUCAAACGUAUACUAUUUGGAAUAAGCAUGGGGAAAAGGAUGAGGCAAUAACUAGUAGUAAGCCAGUUAACGUCAACAAUGGUAUGCACGCUGAAUUUGAAAUGGGAACUCCCACUGAUGCUCCAGACGAAGAUUUUGGAAUGGGAACUCCCACUGAUGCUCCAGACACUAUAGAUAUGAUGCAGGCUGCAGAAGAGUUCGCAGAUGACCCUAUAAAGUUUAAAAAGUUACUUGAAAAUGCUGAAAAGCCCUUAUACGAAGGAUGUCCCAACUUCACAAAGUUGUCUGCAAUUGUGCAGUUGUUUAAGUUGAAGAGUAAGCACGGUGCAUCAGACAUGUUUUUUAAUGAAUUGUUACCCUUGUUAAAGGACAUGCUUCCCAAAGAAGGUAAUUUAAUGGCGAGGAGUACAUAUCAGGCAAAAAAAAUAUUGAAAUCAAUGGGUUCAGGGUACACAAAGAUACAUGCAUGUAUCAACAACUGCAUUCUUUAUUGGAAUGAGUACAAGGAUGAAAAAGUGUGUCCUACUUGUAAAGCACCCAGAUGGAAAGUUGACAGGGAUGGUAAAGUUUACGAGAAUGUUCCAGCAAAGGUAUUGUGGUACUUCGACAUCAUCCCAAGAUUUCAGCGGCUGUUUCAAUCGAAGCACACAGCAAAAGAUUUGAUAUGGCACGAUACCACUAGAAACAAAGACGGUGUUUUACGUCAUCCGGCAGACUCACAUGCUUGGAGAGAGAUAGAUAACAAUUUCCCAGAAAUUAAAGGUGAUCCAAGAAAUCUGCGGUUAGCUGUUUCGGCUGAUGGAGUUGAUGUAAACACAGGCACCAAACAUCACAGUGGAAAGAGAACAUGGGAUGCAUAUGCCCAAGAAAUGUUUACUCUACGUGCAGUUGUUUUGUGGACGAUAAACGAUUAUCCUGCUCUUGAAGAUUUUUACCCUAUGAGCAUCCGUUCAGAAGGCAGAAGGGGGCAUUUGGCGGAAAAAAAGUGGGAGACUGCUCCAGAACCAAUGACCGGGGAAGAAAUAUAUGAGGAGAAUGUGGGACAAAGUCUUGUUGGAACGUUGCUGCACAACGGGAAUACAAAAGAUGGAUUAAACGCCAGAAAGGAUUUGGUGCGUUUGGGGUUAAAAUCGGAGUUACACCCUAAGACAGAUGACAAAGGAACGAUACUUCCCGCAGCAUGUUAUACAUUAACUACGGAAGAAAAAGACAUAUUCUUGGAGACACUAUCCGAGUUAAGAGUUCCAGAAGGAUCAAUAUCUGCCAAAGAAAUCAUGGUGGAAGAGCUAGAUAAAUUGCAAGAGGAUCUCUGUGUGACGUUAUGCUUACUAGAGAAGGAAGUGAAGUUAUGCGGUCCGGUUUGCUUUCGAUGGAUGUAUCCUUUCGAAAGGUGUAUGAAGGUUAUAAAGGGGCAUGUGCGAAACAAGAAUCAACCUUGUGGAUGCAUUGCCGAAGAGAAUGUUGCAGAAGAGACGAUUGAGAUAUAUUGUGAGUACCAUAAAAGCAUCAGGACAAUUGGUAUUCCACUAGAUAGGCAUAAUACAUCUCAGGAGGGAGAACCGUUAUCAGCUGAAGAGCCGUGUAUAGUUACCCCUGAACAGUUGAGACAAGCACAUUUCUAUGUAAUGCAGAACACGCCUGAAAUUGAGCCUUACAUAGACCGACACAAGCUAUAUUUGGAAACUAACUAUUCUACUAAAAAGCGAGCAUGGCUAGAGAAAGAGCACUCUAACACUUUUGGCGCUUGGUUAAAAAAUGAGGUUGAAAAAGAGUUGGCAGACGACAGAGAAAGUAUCUCAGAGAACUUAAGAUGGAUAUCACACGGCCCGCACUACGAGGUAACGAAAUACACUGUAUAUCGCAUCAAUGGAUAUCUAUUCCGCACAAGAUCCCGUGAUGGUAGAAUUCACCAGAAUAGUGGGGUUAGCGUUGCAGCAAAUGACAUGCACAUAUCUAGAGAUGAUGAUGUUACAUAUGGUAAAGCCUCUUAUUAUGGUGUCUUGCAAGAGAUAUGGGAGUUAGAUUACUGUGAAAGAAAAGUUCAUCUGUUCAAGUGCAAUUGGGUUGAUAAUAAACGUGGGGUCAAAAGAGAUGCUCUUGGCUACAAGAUUGUUGACCUUACUAUGUUGGGAUACAAAAAUGAUCCUUUUAUUUUAGCCUCACAAGCUAAGCAGGUAUUUUAUGUCAAAGACCAGUUAGAUAAGAAAAAGUCUAUUGUUUUUGUGACACCUCCCAAAAAUUAUAGAGAUGACGAUGGCAACGAUGAGGAAUUCAGUACAGUAAUCUUUUCUGCGAAUGAUAAUAUCUUGCCGUCUGUAGAUCCACAAGACUUGGGUAAAGAAUCCCGAAAUGAUUACUUCCGAACUGACUGCCGAGGUUUACUUAUACGCAAGCCAAAAUGA